Owenia fusiformis is the source of this 406-nucleotide messenger RNA. NCBI's taxonomy places the organism in Eukaryota, Metazoa, Annelida, Polychaeta, Sabellida, Oweniidae. The record is from the annotation of a GenBank genome assembly.
GUCUGGUGCUAUUUGGAUUCACAGAAUAUUCAAGUUAGCUGUAAUAAUAGCAGGCAACGAGAGCAGACAUAUACACAAACCUGUUAUGAUGCCACCGAUAAUUGCAACAACCAGAGUCAUUGCCAAAGCUGCAGCUUGCAUGCCCGCCUGUACACUUGCAGUUCUACCAUCCCCGGCGUCGAUAGUAAACACAUUAUUAAUCUCAAGAAGUUCCGUCGUGUUAAACACUGGUGCCCGGGCUGGGAAAGUAAUGUACAAACUGAAAUACAUUAUGGUUUUACAAAAGUGAGACUGAAAUACAUGGUCUACAAAAGUGAGACUGAAAUACAUGGUCUACGUGAGAUUUGUUCAAAUAUUUCUUUUCAUGCAUUCAUAUUAUAUGUGUGUAUAUCAAUUGCACAAGUGC